AUGUCCAAGACUUUCUCCAAGAGCGACGUCGCGUCGCAUAACAAGGGAGAUUCAUUAUGGAUCGUCGUCGAUGACGAUGUAUACGACCUAACAAAAUUUCAAGAUGAACACCCUGGUGGAAAGAAGAUACUCACUCGAGUCGCCGGAAAAGAUGCCUCCAAACAAUUCUGGAAGUACCACAACGAGGGUAUCCUCAAGAAGUAUAAGCCAUCGCUGCAAAUUGGCUCGUUAGAUACGAAACCCAAGUCCGAACCGAAACCUGAACCAACACCCGAACCAUCCCGCACAUACGCUGCGCCCCAACCAACGAAGGAAACCAAGCAAGCCGUCGUUCCCCCCACAGCACAAGAAGAAGCUGAGGCAUUAGAACCAUUCGGUGAUCUAAUUCCCUUCGGCGAUCCUAGCUGGUACCAAGGUUUCCACUCCCCCUACUUCAACGAAUCGCACGCCGCUCUCCGAGCCGAAGUCCGCCAAUGGGUCGAAAGCGAAAUCGAGCCCAACGUCACGGAAUGGGACGAGAAGAAGGAAGUGCCGGGCGAGAUCUUCCUCGAGAUGGGCCGUCGCGGUUAUCUCGCGGGUCUGUUGGGUGUGCACUACCCGAAAGAAUAUACCAAGAAUAGCGUCAAGUCUGUGUCGCCGGAACAAUGGGAUCUGUUCCACGAGAUGAUCAUCACCGAUGAGCUGUCGCGCGUCGGAUCCGGUGGUUUCGUCUGGAGCAUGAUCGGAGGUUUCGGAAUUGGUGGCCCGCCGUUAAUUAAGUUCGGCAAGAAGGCUUUGAAGGACCGAAUUAUGCCUGGUAUUCUUACUGGCGAGAAGAGGAUAUGUUUAGCCAUUACAGAACCCGAUGCGGGAAGUGAUGUCGCGAACUUGACUUGUGAGGCCAAGCUUAGCGAAGAUGGCAAGCAUUACAUCGUCAAUGGCGAGAAGAAGUGGAUCACGAACGGUAUAUGGUGUGAUUAUUUCACCACUGCUGUACGAACGGGUGGCGAGGGCAUGAACGGUAUCUCCUUACUUCUCAUCGAGCGCGAAGCCGGUGGUGUGAGCACGAGGCGCAUGGACUGCCAGGGUGUGUGGUCUUCUGGUACCACUUACAUCACCUUUGAAGAUGUCAAGGUACCCGUCGAAAAUCUCCUCGGCAAAGAGAACCAGGGUUUCAAGGUCAUCAUGACCAACUUCAACCACGAACGCAUGGGCAUCAUCAUCCAAUGUCUACGCUUCUCGCGCGUAUGCUACGAAGAAUCCGUCAAGUACGCCAACAAGCGAAGGACAUUCAGCAAGAAGCUUAUAGAGCACCCCGUAAUCCGAAUGAAGCUCGCACAUAUGGCGCGCCAGAUCGAGGCCUCGUAUAGCUGGCUCGAGAACCUAAUCUACCAGUGCCAGAAGAUGGGUGAGACCGAGGCCAUGUUACGUCUCGGUGGUCCCAUCGCCGGCCUCAAGGCUCAGAGUACCCUGACCUUCGAGUUCUGCGCGCGAGAAGCUAGUCAAAUCUUCGGUGGUUUGAGUUAUUCACGCGGAGGCCAGGGUGCGAAGGUUGAGCGCCUGUACCGUGAUGUACGUGCUUAUGCCAUUCCUGGUGGUAGCGAGGAGAUUAUGCUGGAUUUAAGUAUGAGACAGAGUUUAAGGGUUGCCAAGAUGACGGGUAUGAAGCUGUAA
This is a messenger RNA of Hypoxylon trugodes, 1653 nucleotides long. Its product is annotated as acyl-CoA dehydrogenase NM domain-like protein. The transcript has 4 exons. Gene Ontology annotation, molecular function: flavin adenine dinucleotide binding; oxidoreductase activity, acting on the CH-CH group of donors. NCBI's taxonomy places the organism in Eukaryota, Fungi, Ascomycota, Sordariomycetes, Xylariales, Hypoxylaceae. The coding region runs from base 1 to 1653 and encodes 550 amino acids. The record is from RefSeq and is a predicted model, not a curated record.